GCAGCGUGCGGUUGUGCCUCUGGCUUUGAAUAUCUACGUUACGUUUAUUUGAAAAUAACUGCAGAGUGUGUAAUUUUGGGUGUACUAUAAUAAGCAACGUUUACUAAAAAGCGCUUUUCGCUUACUGAAGGGAACUUAAGCAAAAAUAAGAAUCAAAUAAAUAGUUUUAAAAUUGGGUGUUGACAACAAAAAUUACAAUAACAAUAAUAAGGAGUAGCGGUGCGGGUGAAGGCAGCAAAAAUGGAGUCCGAAGAAAUAACCAAAAUGGUGGACGGCGUUUAUAAGAACAUAUUAGAGAAAUUCAAUCCAGGUGCACGCCAACUCAUCUCCUCCGGCAAAGGUUAUUUGAAGGCUUUGCAUGGUGCUGCAUCUGCGUCACGCCUAUUCAAUGAAGCAUUAGCCAAGCUGGCAAUGAAUGCACAACAAAGUGGAACCAGCGAUAUUGGUGCGGCAUUGAUGAAUGUUGUCAGCGUUUAUAAAGAAAUUCAAGAGCAACAAAUGAAUAUUUUGAAAGCUUUCUAUGUUGAUUUAUUGGUGCCAUUGGAAACAAAUUUGGAGAAGGAUACAAAAGUUGUGCAACAUGAACAAAAGAAAUUCUUACAACAGCACAAAGUACGCAUGGAGAGUUAUCAGAAGGCCGUCUCCACAAUGAAGAAACAGCGCAAGAAAAAGGCCAGUCCAGAGAAUACAGAAAAGGAGUUGAGAAAUCUACAAAUAUUGGAAGAUCAAAAGAAGAAGUUGGACGCAUUCUGCGAACAAAGCUACAAAAAUGCCAUGACACAGGAGCGCCGUCGCUACGGUUUCGUGCUUGAACGUCAAUGUUCCAUAGCAAAGCACUGGAUGGCCUAUCACAGCACUGGCAAGUUGGUAAUUGAUAACAAUUUGGAAAAUUGGCAAGAAAUUGCCGCUUCACGUGAAGUGAUACCAGCGGCGGCAGUAUACGAAGCGGGCGGUGGCGGUAGCUACGGCACUGCCAGCACCGGCAAAAGGAUGGAGCGGCUCAAAGAUGGCGAGGACAUGCACGCUGUUGGCAAUUCGUCUGCUUCGCAGCUUAAGAAAUCACGCAGUGUGGACGCGCCCUACGGCGAUAUGCGUACCUUGCAUGAGAGUAAUGUCAGUUAUGCGCAAAACUCGUUGCCGCGCGCCAAAUCCGAUUUCAAUCUGACAACAACAACGAACUCGAACGAUCAUGUCGAUCAUGGUCAGUGGGACCAACGUCCCGUCGUGAAGGCGCUCUACGCCUAUAUGCCUUCGGGUGAGAAUCAGCUGCCCUUCGAGGAGGGCGAUCGCAUAGCUAUGGUCGGCAGUAAGGCUAAGGGUUGGCAAUUCGGUGAGAAUUUACGCACGCAAAUGUUCGGCUGGUUCCCGAUCGCCUACACCAAUGCCGAGGGCGCGGGCGAACGUGAAAAGUAUCGUGCGAGCGAACGCCAUAGCGAACGUAGUAGCGAUCGUUACGAGAAUGUGCAUUACGAGCGUAAUGGUGGUAUGCGCAGCAAUUAUCAUGAUCAAUAUAUGUCUGAGGCGCAUAUGGAUCCUGCCAUGGAGAGCGAUUCGACAUACCGCCGACGCAACAAUAGCGCCGAGGAAUCAUCUCCAACACGCAUGUUCGGUGACACUUUCCGGAAUCAAAAGAAGUACCGUGCAACAGCUGGCGGCAAUCCACGCCCCGGUCCACCACCAACACUCCCUGCACCAGUGCCAUCGAAUAGUCAGAGUCAAAGUGCCAGUCGUAUAUUGAAUACAUCGCAGAGCUUUUGUGGCGCUUCCAAUGGCAUACCAUCUGUGGUGGAGCGACGCAAGCAGCACAAAUUGCAAAAUGGCCCACAAGCCGCGCAUAAUCGUUCCAUUCUUUCCGCCAAACAACAGUCCACAUCGAUGAGCGCUGGUGGCAGUCAAAUGAAACCCGCCGCGGCCGCUAAGACUUCAUUGCAUAGCAGCAAUGACAGUGGCUUUGCCAAUGAGCCGCCACCACAACCCGAAGUCGACUACUCGGAUGAAGAACAAACGAGUCGUGUGCCAAUACGCCGUCGUGCCGAUACCAAUUCGCACGUCUCACGGGAUGUUGCUUCGUGGACUUUGAAUCGCAAUUUCCGUAACAGUGUCGAUAGUCAGAUCGAUGACAAGAGCAUGCAUGGGCUGAGCCGACGUAAUACGAAGAUGCGUUACGAUCUUAUUGCUAGCGAUGAUGAAAUUCUGCAAGCCUCUAGUAGUGGCAUAAAGCGUACUAAAUCUUUUUGGAAAUUCGGUGGACGCCACGAAGAUAUAUUGGCUGGCAUGUCGCUCUGGCAGCAUCGGGAUCUAGUGGCGGCACCCAACAUGGAGGAACUAAGCACGGAUAGUCCACAGCACAAAGAAAAUGGACAUGUGGAACACGAAGGUGAUGCUGAAGGCGUACAAGAGCGUGAGCGCGACCGAGAACAAGAACAUGGACGAGAGAAUACACGCAAUACAAACGAUAAGAACGGCACAUUAACGAAGUCGCAUUCAAACAACUCAACAUCAUCGACGGAGAAGUACCGCAACGACAGUGUAACCAGCAUGGAAGCAUACGAUGAUGAUGAGAAUAUAUAUGGCAUGAGUCCAGUGGUAAAACGCGAGAAUAUAAUUGUACAGAAUCGUAACUCGAUGCAAUCAAAUGCAACUACAAUGCGUGCCGAAUACACACCGAAAUCGCGCAUGAAAAUUAUGAAGACAAUCGAAAUCGACAUCGAAAAUCCAACAGAGAGCGAACGUUUGAGCACAAUCAAGCGUGGACAAAAGGAAUAUCAGAAAGAAUAUCGCGAAAGCGCCGGUAUGAUGCCGCAAGUGAAUAUGAGUAUGCGCGCUAAUACGCAUGCGCGUAAUGAACAUGAGAGUAAAAGUAAGGCUGGCAUAAGCAUGAGCGGCAUGCAGUCAUCGCGUAAUACGUUGAGCAACAACCAUAAGAAGCAUCAGACGCACAACGUAGAUGCGAACGCUGGCAAGCAUGCAAAUCUACAACAGAUGAAAUCGAAUGGCAGCGGCAGUCAGACGCAAACGCGUGCCAAACAACAAGAUUUUCCACACUCCACAGAGGAUGAGGAGGGCGACAGCGAUGACAAUGGCACACUCAAAAUGAGUGACGUUAACAACUUCUUCGACGAUAUCUCACAUGAGAACACCACUGGCGGUAUGAUUAUGAAAACAGUUAAGCGCAAGGAUAUACUUAAGCAAUACUACACCAGCGAGGAUGAGUCUGACGAUGUUGAGAUUAAAUCAACAAGCUCGGAUCCUUAUGACUGCAUUGUGAUCAACGAUCAUUUGGUGCGUAAGGAUGAGAAGCAUCGUCGUCAACUGCACAACUCCUAUCAAGAACACCAAAUGGAAUUUCAAACAUUUCGCGCGACAACAACAUCAGCCAUGCCACAAGGUAACAACAAGAAGAAUAAAAUGAAUGGCGUUGAUCAACGUAAGGGCAAUGGUGUAGCAGCGAGCGCUGGCAAGUCAAAGAAACAGCAGGAGCUGCAGGACAACGAACGUGAGCGUGAGCGGGAACGCUAUAGCGUGAAUAGCAGUGCCACGCUGACAAGAAACUCCAAUGCGAACACGAAUACGGCGCUGAACACACCGACUGCCACGAUACUGCCACGCACGCGUCUCAUGAAAUCGAGCAAUAUGACAAGUAUGACUUUGGAACGCGCGUCUAAAAAUAAAACGCGCGAAAAUGGCCAUAUGAGUGGUGGUGGUGUUGGGGGUGGUAGUGAAAAAGACAAAAAUCAUUAUGGUAAAACUUAUGGACCGUGGUAUGAUUUUUGGGAUCAACAAGAUCAGCACACGCUUGUGAGCCAAAAGUCAAUGCAUAAUGGCAAAAUGUGAAAUCAUAUUUUGAAGCGUUUAAAUGGAGGGUUUUUUAGCAAUACCCUUAUAUUGGUAUUGGUUUCAUAAAUGUAUACAUAUAUUAUGUUGGUUAUUAGAAAUGAAGGCGUUCGAGCGGUGUAAAAACUUAAUCACUUAUUUUUUAUUAUAAAAUUUAGUAGUGUUAUGAACAAAAGUUUGGCAACAAUGUUGCCUAAAAUGUUGCUAAGCGUUUAUGGUUCAACAAUGUUGCACAAAUUGUUGCUAAGCGUUUGUGCUUCAAUUUUCGUAUUUCUUUUUGUUUUAUGACAUAUGUUGCAGCUGUAUUUUCAAAUAUUUAUUAUUUUUCAGUGAAAAUUUCAAAUUUUUUGGUGCAUAAAUAUGCACAAUUUCAAAGCAACAUUUUUGCCAGCAACAUUUUACAAUUCUCGAUAUGUGGAUAUUAGCAAAAAAAUAGAAUUCAUAGCAUUGCGGCGUGACAUAUGUCCAUCUGUCUUUCCGUUUGUCUGCAUAAUAUAGUCCUUCAGUUUCUGAGGUAUCGAUCUAAAGUUCUGCACACAUGCUUUUUGCCCGAACGGCCGAUAUCGUAUCACUAUAACAUAUAGCUGCCAUACAAACGAACGAUCGGAAUCAGGUCCUUAUAUGGCAAAUUUUUUCAUUUGACCGGGUAGCUUCUCGAAAUUUGGCGCGGAUUAUUGUCUAAAGCGUUUGUCAGAUCAAAUCACUAUCGCUUAUAGCUGCCAUAUAAACUGAACGUUCAAAAUUAGAUGCCUGUAAGGCAUCUUUUGUAUUUGUGAAGCCUAUUAUAGUUUCGGUACAACCGGUUUUUUCUUGGUUUUUAUUCCUCCUACUUCGGUAGUGUGGUUAUUUCUGAUUCAUAUGUUGCUGGCAACAUUUUUUGGUACAUGAUGAAAAUAUAAGAGCAAAUUAUACAGUUUAGGUACCUCAGAAAGCAAUUUGUAUAUCUAUGUUUGUUUUUAAAAAUUUAAAUUUGUUUCUGUACCACGCACAACUUAAAUACGGAUACCAAACUCAACUUAAAAACAUGCUCCGUUACCACGCAAUAUUCCGAAAUAUACAGCAAAAAACCAAUCAAGAAAAUACGAGGAAAUGCCAUACACAGCGUUGAGCGCCUAAAAUCAUGCCACAUAUAAUUUUUUAUCGUAAAUGAUAUUACACCGCACAAAACUGUUUUUUUCAUUUGUUUUUUUUAUUUUCAUUUUUAUUUAUUUAUUUUUUUGUUUUACAAUUAAAUCUUACGUUGAAUUUCAUUGAAAUAGUGCUGGUCUGCUACUGAAUUAUCGUGCUAUCCAUCCAACUAUUCCUAUACUUAUGCAUUUUUUUUUGUAAGCCACCAAAAAAGCAACGCAGUGUACACGCAACUCAUCUUAAACGUUUUUCAUAAAUCUAAUUAUACAUAUACAUAUGUGUAACUAAAACUAAAACUAAACUUAAACUUGCUCAUGUAAACAGAAAAAAUAUUUUCAAAUCACUCUGUAAGCUAAAUGUUGCUAACAAGUCAAAAAGUUGCACUUUUUUUGUAAAAAAAAAUUAUUAAAUUCUGCAUUAACAUUUCAACUUCAAUAUUUAGUUUCAUUUUCAUAAUUUUUCGUUGCAUUCCUGCAUCAGUACUUGCCAUCGCUCGCAAAUACAACUAAAUUCAUUUAACUAAUGUGCGCUUAUUUCACAAAAAAUUGGUUAAACAUUUAGCUGCAACAUAAACUAAACCCUUUUUGAAUUCUUUAUAUUUCCUUUUUCUAUGUGUAUUUCUAGAAAGGGUGGUGCCUACCGCAACAUUUACAUAGACUUCUAGACCAAGUAAUACAUAAAUGUUAACACACACACACACACACCUCUAUCAAAAAAUGAACUCAAACUUACAAUAAACUUUCAACACAACACACUAAAACAACAAGUAAAAAUAAAUAAUCUGGCAGCACUGUGUUCGAAUGCCUAAAAACACAGACAAAUACACGUUUUUAUAGGAAAACUAAACGACAACAACAACACCAUGAGAAUUUGUUUGUAACCUUGUAAUCCGAUAUAUGUAUGUAUGCAUUCUAAGUAUAAUUAAAUAGUUUGUAAAUGUGUAUAGAACAGUCUGUCUAUCAACGCUAUUUGUAAACCUGUUUUCGCGUAUUAGAAAACAGCGCUAAAACUACAAAAACAUAACUGUAUGUAAAAUUAUAUUGCAUUAUGUACAUAUAUAAAAAUAGAAAGAGAAAAUAUCUUGGUCUGCUCUCACUUUAUAUUUUUAAAGAAAAUUUCAUUUUGUCAUUGCAAAUUGAAAUGACGACAUGCUUUCUUUAUUUGUUUUAUUUUCAAACUCCGCCACUUUUCAUAACAUGUACUGUUAUGUUAUGUAUAGUGCAUGCCAAUUUGCCACAGUCAAACUGCGUCACACCAAAACUAACGAUCGUUCGGCUCCGAUGAUUUAUCGGAGCAUAAAUAAAUAAAUAAUAAAUAACCUUAAUUUAAUUGAGUUAGUAGUUUAAGAAUACUUUAUAAAUAUAAUUAUGCAUAAAAUUUAA
Bactrocera tryoni is the source of this 6344-nucleotide messenger RNA. RefSeq names its product brain-specific angiogenesis inhibitor 1-associated protein 2 (gene IRSp53). Gene Ontology annotation, biological process: actin filament bundle assembly; plasma membrane organization; actin crosslink formation. The record is from RefSeq and is a predicted model, not a curated record. The transcript is spliced from 13 exons. The coding region runs from base 241 to 3834 and encodes 1197 amino acids. NCBI's taxonomy places the organism in Eukaryota, Metazoa, Arthropoda, Insecta, Diptera, Tephritidae. Gene Ontology annotation, molecular function: protein binding. Gene Ontology annotation, cellular component: cytosol; nucleoplasm.